CGCUCCCAUGUUAGAAAGCUGACAAGGGGGCGACGCUUUUUUUUAGCAUUUUAAGUGGUUAGAGGGAAGGUGAAGACGAGACCCAAAGCAGAUGGCCUUGACUUUGGCAGACAGAGCGAUUGGGGCCAUUAUCGGAGCCGCAGCAGCAGAUGCAGCAACUCAGCCCAUGCACUGGAUCUACAAUCCAGACACGCUCAAAGAAGUUCUCUCUGAUCUGGAGCCCUGUCCCGAGUUUCGCCCGGAGUCAGCAAAUCCUUUCUACCGCAGAGCGACGGGCGAGCAGACGUGCUACGGAGACCAGGCCUACGUCCUGCUGGAGUCACUGAGCCGGUGUGGAGAUGUUAACGUGGAAGACUUGACCAAGCGCAUCUACAAGUUCUUCGGUCCAGGAACAGUGUAUGAGCUUCCCCUCAAUGAUCCAUACAGGGAGAAAGGAGGUCCUAAAGCCAUCCUCCCCAUAGAUGGUCCAUGGAGAAACAGCAGCCUGAAGGCUUUUAUCAGAAAUGUGGAUGCUGGCAAAGAAGAAACUGGCUGUGAUACGGACUGUCAGAUGGACGGCGUCACUAAGCUGGCGCCGGUGGUGGCCAUGUACGCCGGGCGUCCUGAGAUGCUGGAGAAGGUGGAGAAAGCCGUGCGCGUGACCCAGAACGAUGACAUGUGCGUGGCUGUAACAUUGGCUGCAGCAAGGUUUUUGGAGCAUUACAUCCUCAACGGGUCCGAUUCCAAUGCUCUGGAUGCAGUUCUGGCUCAGUUGAAUGACCCGAAGAGACAGAACCCUCAGGAGCUGGACCGUGCCGUCAUUGUGCAUAUCCACCAGGUGAAGGACAACCUCGCCAAGACAUCCCAGCAGCUCGUACCUGCUGUGUUCACAAACACAUGAGCUUUGCCCGGUGCGUUCCAGGGAGCGCUCCAUGGAGUCCUGAAGCUGAAGCAGCUGGAUGAAGCAGUGAGGGACACCAUGCGCUGCGGGGGAUGCACCGCCAGCAGAGCCUCCUUCAUAGGAGCCUGUUUUGGGGCCCAGAAUGGUCUCCAGGGAGUCCCGGAGUCUUGGAGGAAGAGGACGCUGAGAUAUCCUCUGCUGCUGCAGCUUUCUAAAAAGUUGGUCCAAAAAAAGCUGCAAUUGUAAUUCAGCUUUCAUUUUGCCCCAAAUGCAGUUGUUUUAUCUCAUAUCAAGUAUUUAUGUGUGAGUGUGGAAAAUAAAAUCUGCAAGACUUUCUCAAGUUUCAGAUGUACUUUGACAAAUUGCGAUCCAUGACGGUCUCAUUCUAAAGUCUUGUGCUGAGUGAAACUCGAAUCCAUUCGCCGUGUCAAAGCUGCAUCAUGUAAAUAAGUGAAAGGUUUUUGUGUUUUGUUGAGUUCAUGGACUUUAUUGAUGCUCAUUGUAAGUAAUGUCUAAAAUAAAGGUUGUUGCCAACAUGCA
Messenger RNA from Gasterosteus aculeatus aculeatus (three-spined stickleback), 1420 nucleotides. Its product is annotated as crystallin J1A-like. The record is from RefSeq and is a predicted model, not a curated record. Lineage: Eukaryota; Metazoa; Chordata; Actinopteri; Perciformes; Gasterosteidae.